UGUUACUACAAUAAAAUAAAUUUUAAAAAGUAAAUAAAUAAAAAAUAAACUAAAAAAAAGAAUUGCUGAUGUAAAGUUAUGAAUUCAGGUUCUACUGAGAGACAGUACAGUGUACUGCUUAAGAAUGUAGACUCUAGAGCCAGAUUGCUCAAAUUGGAAUCCCAGAACCAACACUGAACUUGUGUAUGACCUCAAAUUAUUUAACCAUUCUUGCCUCAGUUUCCCCAUAUGAAAAAAAGGGAUAAUAAUGAAACUCAUCAUAGAUUUGAACUAUGAUUGAGUCCAUUUGUAUAAAGCACUUAAAUUAUGUCUUUGGUAAAUACUGUUAUGUGUUUAUUAUCAUUAUUAUAAUAAAUAUAAUGGCAAGCCACUGAGAGUUUUAGGAAGGAGUAGUACAUAAUCCGAUUUAGUAUUUUAAAAAAAUCUAUUGGCUGUUGUGUAGGAAAUGAAUUGUAAGAGGACAGAAUCUGAAGCAAGGAGACCAGUUAGGAGGCUCUGACAGUAUCUGAGGCAAGAGAUAUGGUUUGGACUAGAUUGGCAAUAAUGGAGACAGAAAGAGUGGACCGUUUUUAGAAAUGUUAUAGCAGGAGGGCUAAUAGGAGUUGCCUCCCUAUUGGAUGUGGAAGAUGAGGGAAAGAACAGAAUCAAGAACCACUCCUAGGAUUGGGAUUGAAUAAUAGGGUGGAUGAGGAUUCCAUUUCCCAGGAGAGUGAAGACUAGCAGAGGAGCAAGGUACAACAGAGGGAUGCAACCCAUAGUUCUGUUCUAGACAUGCUCUGUUUGAGACUUCCCUUCCACAUCCCCAAAGAAACAUCAAGAGUUGGGUUUUUGAAUCUGGAGUUCAGGAAGACAUCAGGGUUCAAGGUGUAAACUUAGGUUCAAGCAUCAUGUAGAGAUUAUAGAAAGCCGUGGAUGAGCUCUCCCAGGAAGAAAGUGUAGACAGUGAUGCGUAGCAGAACAUGCCUCCCCCAAAAUGCUGCUUUGGAGUGUUAAGUAUUUUCAGCCAUGGACACUUGGAAAACAGCAAAUGCAAGGAGAGGAUUUCUCUGAACUCGCCUUAUCUGCCUGAAGACAGAUCCUCCAAAAGGAAUUCAAUUGUCAUAAAUCCCCUCCCAGGAAGAUUCAUCAACCAAGGAAGACUGACUCUUCUCACAGGAGAGGAAACUAGAAGCAGAUACCACACCCAGACAAAUUUGUCAAAACUAUCAUAUCCCCAAUAUACUCUUCUAAGGGCCCAUUGGUCCUUCCUAAAAACCAUUCUCUCUCACUUAUCUUUUGUUAAUCUGUCUUUUAUUACAGGUGUCUCAGCUAAGAACUCAGAAAAGUAGAGGUAAAAUUACUCCCCCCACCCUCCGCCCCCGCCACAGCAGCUACUGGGACACUCCAUUUUUAUAAUUUCUUUUUCAUAAAAGCUAGCUAAACAAGAUGGGUUGUGUGGUGCAGAAUUAUAUACUUAUAAAUUAAGCACUCUCAAGUUUUUGCUGUUUUCUCUUCACCUGUUUUGCUCUCUUAUGUCUUUUAUCCUUGUACAGUUCUUUUAUACCUUUAUAUGUCACAUUUUCUUAUUUCCCUCCAAAUUUCCUCAUUCUCUUUCCAUAAGCUAUUUUUGUUAUCUAAGUUGGUCUAAUUUCUUGCCCUCCAGAUGACUCACCCUGUGCCCACCUCACCAGCUCCCAGCCCCCGGUCUGUGUUAAUAGACUCAGAAUAGAAAGAGAUUUGCUUCUGGAUCAGCAAAACCGAUCCAAAUUCUGGCUCCACCACUUACCCCCCAUGUGAUCUUGGACUCAAAGAGUUUCCUUCCGCUGUGAAAUGGAGAUAAUAAAACUCUCCAAAGUACAAUUGGGGAGAGAAAACGAAAUAGUGGCUAUGAAGAGAACUGUUAGAGGGCCGAGUGUCCAGAAGGUGCUCAACAAAUGGCAGAUGUUAAUUCUUAUGGCAUUUGAGCUUUCUCCCACUUCCGUUUUAGUGACACUUUUAUGAUUUUUCCAGGCUCUUAUCUUCAAACCCAGUAAUUUUCAUUUUAACUAUAAAUAUCUUCUUUGUUUGUUGCCUGCCUCACAUACAGACAUUGAUGCCUGUAAAUGUGGUUAUGUGAGCACUGAGCAGCGCAGGAGGCAUAGCUGGUUUGAUGAAGUCGAGCCCUCUAUCCUCGGCUCAGACCUCCACGUUAUCAUCCUUUUCCUCUAUCCAUCUUUCCUGAGCUUCCAUGCUAGGUCUCAGCCCUCUCCACCCUCUCAGCAAUCUUCUUCACCAGGCUCUUUAAGUGUUCCAUUUAGGAAUUUUUCUCUCUUUGUCUGAGUAUAUUAUUUCAGGAACCCUUCAACUGGAACAGGGCGAUUUUGAAACUUGUCUCUCAGCUGCUGUCAGCUCUUCCUCCUUUUUUAAAGUUAAAUUCGAGUCUCCAUCAGCAGCACCACACGCCCUGAGUGGCAAUUAUACAGCAAUAGAUAAUACACAUGAAGAUUGACACCAGAAACUUCUUGAUCCAACUCCCUCUAUUUUCUCAUGAUAAGAUCCAAACUUCCUGCAUCAUUAUCCUUCCUGCUAAUCUCGUGUUUACGCUUCAAUCUACCCUUAAAGCUUUCUCUCUAUAAAGUUUUGCUAAGAAUUCUCACUAGCUUCCACAUUCACAUCUUUAGCAUAAUUAUAUUUUCUUUCCUGACAAAUUUACAGCUUUGUACUUUGUUUUGUUGACUCUUAGCUUCCGCUUCUCUGGAAAACGACUUAAUUUAAAUACUCUCACUUUUUAUUUCACAGGGAUGUUGUAGGUGCCAGCUAUAAAUGGGCCUGGCUUCUUUCUCACUGUCUAUUUUACAUCUUUACUUAUCAAGGUCAUUCCAUCACUAUCUAGAUCUCUGAGAGUUUAAAACCCUAAAAAGACGUUUGAGACCUGAAAGAAAAAAGUCUUGGCUCCAAAAUACAGAAAGAUAACUGCAAAGUCAAAAUCAAUAUGUUAUUCCAAUAGCAAAACUAUAAAACUCUUUUCAAUUUUUAAAAGGAAAAUGAUAUGUGUGGAAUGUUGUUCCGUUUAAUACAUUUGAUAUAACGUUUUUUUGGGCAACCGAUUUUUGCAGUCUUGAGGGAUUAAGAGGACUUUUCUCUCCCUUGAUCUUCUUAUCACUUUAAAUCUAAUCUUAUUCCAUCAGGAAUCUGUUCAUCUUUCAAAUAAUUUUGCCAAGUUUUAAGCAUUCAGCAAAUUAAGUUUUCCUAAUCUCAUACAUAAUACAAAAAGGAAUAUCUACAUUUCAGAACUUCUAUUCUUUCUUUCAAAUACAUCCUUCUGGUUCACUAUAAAUAUACUUCACACAAUAAAGAACUGUAUCUAAAUAAAUGUAGUUUAAACUUUUGUUCCUGUGGUAGAUUCCAAAUAUUUGUUUUAAGGAUAAUUUUUUAAUCACAUCUAGCCAUAUCACCAUUUCUUGACUACAACUGAAAUUUCUUCCCACUAUCAUUCUUUUCUAGUAUAAAGUUGGCAUGUACUUAAAUUUUUCAAUUAAUUUCAAUUAAAUAAAAUUUCAGUUACAGUUAGAGAAUACAUACUGACUGUGCACGAAACUGGCACAAAGGAAGGAGUAAUCAAUUCUGCUAUUUAGAGAAUGGCAUCAAGGAAUAACAAUAACUAACAGUUUUUGAGCACCUACUAUGUGACAGGAACUUACUACUUUCUAACUUAAUUAACACAAACUUCCCCACACUGGAAUUUUUGAAGUUCACAGCAAUGAUCAUAACUUAAUUUUCAUUUGUUGUUGCUCCUGUGAGUAGUUCUAGAUGUUUCUAGGUGUGUCUUGAAUAUUGCCCAAUAAGCCUAUUUAUCCUGGGUACUACUAGGGACCCACUGAGCAUGAGGAUCUCCAACGGGUUCUGUCCCAUGGCAGGUGCAAUUUGCUAAUAUACUGAAGUCCCCUACUGGGUGCUGCCACAGCUCCAGCAGGCCCUGACACCACCAUGGAGGACCUUUAAAGUGCCAGAGCAGGGUGUCAAUCUUUGACCAAGUAGGGAACAACAUCCCUCACCUUUCUGUGAUGGACCCUGUUAGAGGCCCCCUACGCAAUGAUGUCCAUGACGUAACAUCCUACUGAGUGCUUUAUCAGGUUGUUCUUCCAGUAGUUCAUUCCAGGUCUUUUUCUCCCUUGAACUAAGACAUGAGUGUAUGGGCCAGAGUGGAGACAUUUGAUUAAUAUGGCAAUGAAGCUUUACAGUUCAAUACUCGGCUGUUUCCCUGGGAACAAAUACCUUCAAUGUGGCUCUUCAACCCCAGGUAAGUGGAUGCCGUCUGGUCAAAUCCCACCAAUCGUCUGGCACACCUACCCACAUCCAAACUCCAACAAGGGUUGCCGCUCAGGCUUAUUGGCUAGAAGAGAAAUUAAAUUUAUUGUAGAAAUGAGAAAACUGAAAAUCAACAACUUUAGGUAGUUAACCUGCCCAAGUUCAUAUGCUCAGCAAACAGCUGAAACAGGAUUCAAAUCCAGCUCCAAGUUUUCUGGCUUUUUGUUUUUUGUUUAAGAAUAUCAAACUGUAUCCUAGAACUCAGACAAGGGCCUCUUUAUCACAAGGUAUAUCAUUCUGUUCUUUAAAUGCUUGCCCUCCCUUUCCAACCAACUUCGCAGGGUGCAUCGAUAAACAACACUGACCAUGACUCUGAGGAGUUUACACUGCAGGGAGCUGAUCACUGUCUUCUUUCCUUUCUUCCCAAGCCAUCAUUUUAAUUUAUAUACCUAUGGGGAAGUCAUCUUUCAGCCUCUCCAAGGGGGAAAAAAAAACAAACAAGAGUAAUAUCUGGCUUCUCUACAGGAAGAUAAAGGGUUUGUCAAGACUGAAAUAUCAGCCCAACUAACCACUCUUUGGCAGCCAAGGGAAUGGACUGUGCCUGUUUUCUUCUGCUGCGUUUGAGGUCAGAGAAAACAAAUAAAGCUAUUUCCAGACCACAGAGAACUUUAUUACAGCUGAGACACAUGACUACUGUCUCCAACACACACUGCCUGUAGUAUAUCAACACAGCCACCUGGCCAGAGGAGCUGCUCCAAGAGUCACUAGGAAAUUUAACAGAAUUCCAUCCACCCCUGGCAAGCAGGCUGUAUUCUAUGGUCCACGUGACCAGUGAGGCAUGACCAGAAAGGAGCGUGGGGAAGAGUGGACCAAGCGACUCAGCUAGAGGCUGUCCAGCUGGAGUUCCUGCCUCCCUAAAAGCCCAGCAUAAAGCAAGCGAGCACAAGGAGUAUGGUUCUGAGGUAAGCAAGGUCAUGAAGACACCACUGUUGGGCCUGGCUUUGUGGUCACUGCUCUUCUAUCGAGGCAUCAUCUCCCAGGUGAGUCAGAACUGCAACGAUGGCUACUACGAGAUCAGUGUCCUGAUGAUGAACAACUCGGCCUUCCAAGAGUCCCUGGAUAACUUGAAAGAAGCAGUGAAUGAGGGGAUAAAUAUAGUGAGAUGGCGCCUGCAUGAAGCUGGCAUAAAUGUGACUGUGAAUGCUACCUUUAUCUAUUCGAAUGGUUUGAUUUAUAAGUCAAGCGACUGUCGGAGCAGCACCUGUGAAGGCCUUGACCUGCUCAGGAUAAUUUCAAGGGAAAAACGAAUGGGCUGUGCCCUCAUGGGGCCCUCAUGUACAUAUUCCACCUUCCAGAUGUACCUUGACACAGAUUUGAACUAUCCAAUGAUCUCAGCUGGAAGUUUUGGAUUGUCAUGUGACUACAAAGAAACUUUAAUCAGGCUGAUGUCUCCAGCUAGGAAGUUGAUGUAUUUCUUGGUUAAUUUUUGGAAGGCCAAUAAUUUACCAUUCAAAACUUUUUCCUGGAGCACUGCAUAUGUUUUCAAGAAUGGUUCCGAGUCUGAGGACUGUUUCUGGUACCUCAAUGCUCUGGAGGCUGGAGUUUCCUAUUUUUCUCAGGAACUUAUCUUCAAGGAUGUGUUGAGAGGAGAUGACCAGUUUCAGGGUAUCUUAUCGAACCACAAAAGGAAAAGCAAUGUGAUUCUCAUGUGUGGUAGACCAGAUGUCAUCCACUCCCUCAAGGGUGACCGGGCAGUGGCUGAAGACAUUGUCAUUAUUCUAGUGGAUCUAUUCAAUAACCACUACUUCACGGACAAUGUCACAGCCCCUGACUACAUGAAAAACGUCCUUGUUCUGACACUGCCUCCUGAAAAUUCCACCUCAAAUGGCUCUUUCUUUAAGGAUUUCUCACUGGCAAAAAAUGACUUUUCUCUCGCCUACCUGGAUGGAGUCUUGCUUUUUGGACACAUGCUGAAGAUAUUUCUUGAAAGUGGAGAAGAUGUUACCACCCCUAAAUUUGCUCAUGCUUUCAGGAACCUAACUUUUGAAGGGUAUACGGGUCCUGUGACUUUGGACGACUGUGGGGACAUUGACAAUACUAUGAUGCUUCUGUAUACCUCUGUGGAGACCAACAAAUACAAGGUUCUUUUGACCUAUGACACCCACAUAAAUGGAACUAAACCAGUAGAUAUGAGCCCCACAUUCAUGUGGAAGAACCAUAAGCUUCCUAAUGAUAUUCCAGGCCAGGGACCUCAGAUCCUGAUGAUUGCAGUCUUCACUCUCGCAGGAACUAUCAUCUUGCUCCUGCUCAUUGCUCUCCUGGUGCUGAGAAAAUAUAAAAAAGAAAAUGAACUUCGUCAGAAAAAAUGGUCCCACAUUCCUCCUGAAAAGAUCUUUCCUCUGGAGACCAAUGAGACCAACCAUAUUAGCCUGAAGAUUGAUGAUGACAAGAGACGAGAUACAAUUCAGAGACUACAACAGUGCAAAUACGACAAAAAGCGAGUGAUUUUAAAGGAUCUCAAGCACAAUGAUGGCAAUUUCACUGAGAAACAGAAAAUAGAAUUGAACAAGUUGCUUCAGAUUGACUAUUACAACCUAACCAAGUUCUACGGCACAGUGAAGCUUGAUACCACGAUCUUUGGAGUGAUUGAGUACUGUGAGAGAGGAUCCCUCCGGGAAGUUUUAAACGACACAAUUUCCUACCCUGAUGGUACGUUCAUGGACUGGGAGUUUAAGAUCUCUGUCUUGUAUGAUAUUGCUAAGGGGAUGUCAUAUCUGCACUCCAGUAAGAUAGAAGUCCACGGGCGUCUGAAAUCCACUAGCUGUGUGGUGGACAGUAGAAUGGUGGUGAAGAUCACUAAUUUUGGCUGCAAUUCCAUUUUACCUCCAAGAAAAGACCUGUGGACAGCCCCGGAGCACCUCCGCCACGCCAGCUUCUCUCAGAAAGGGGAUGUGUACAGCUAUGGGAUCAUCGCACAGGAGAUCAUCCUGCGGAGAGAAACCUUCUACACGUCGAGCUGCCGGGACCAGAAUGAGAAGAUUUUCAGAGUGGAGAAUUCCAACGGAGUAAAACCCUUCCGCCCAGAUCUGUUCCUGGAAACAGCAGAGGAAAAAGAGUUGGAAGUCUAUCUACUUGUAAAGAACUGCUGGGAGGAAGAUCCAGAAAAGAGACCAGAUUUCAAGAAAAUUGAGAAUACGCUGGCCAAGAUAUUUGGACUAUUUCAUGACCAAAAAAACGAAAGCUAUAUGGACACCUUGAUCCGCCGUCUACAGCUAUAUUCCCGAAACCUGGAGCAUCUGGUGGAGGAGAGGACACAGCUGUACAAAGCAGAGAGGGACAGAGCCGACAGACUCAACUUCAUGUUGCUCCCAAGGCUAGUGGUGAAGUCUCUGAAGGAGAAAGGUUUUGUGGAGCCUGAACUGUAUGAGGAAGUUACAAUCUACUUCAGUGACAUUGUAGGUUUCACCACCAUCUGCAAAUACAGCACCCCCAUGGAAGUGGUGGACAUGCUCAAUGACAUCUAUAAGAGUUUCGACCACAUUCUUGAUCACCAUGACGUGUACAAGGUGGAAACCAUUGGUGAUGCCUACAUGGUGGCUAGUGGUUUGCCUAAGAGAAAUGGCAAUCGGCAUGCAGUAGACAUUGCCAAGAUGGCCUUGGAUAUCCUCAGCUUUAUGGGGACCUUUGAACUGGAACACCUUCCGGACCUCCCAAUAUGGAUUCGCAUUGGAGUUCACUCUGGUCCCUGUGCGGCUGGGGUCGUGGGGAUCAAGAUGCCUCGUUAUUGCCUGUUUGGAGAUACUGUCAACACAGCCUCGAGGAUGGAAUCCACUGGCCUCCCCUUGAGAAUUCAUGUGAGCGGCUCCACAAUCUCCAUCCUCAAGAGAACUGAGUGCCAGUUCCUGUAUGAAGUGAGAGGAGAAACAUACUUAAAGGGAAGAGGAACUGAGACCACCUACUGGCUGACCGGAGUGAAGGACCAGGAGUACAACCUGCCAACUCCUCCUACUGUGGAGAAUCAACAACGCCUGCAAGCAGAGUUUUCGGACAUGAUUGCCAACUCUUUACAGAAAAGACAGGCCUCAGGGAUAAGAAGCCGAAAACCAACUCGGAUAGCCAGCUACAAAAAAGGCACUCUGGAAUACUUGCAACUGGACACGACAGACCAGGAGAGCACCCAUUUUUAAACAUAAAUGAGGUCCAAGGACUCAGGCAAAUGAAGGACAGCUGCACUGAGGCAGUGGCCUCAACUGUCCUAAAAGCAUCGUUUCCCUGAGACCUCGGGGGACCAGAGGAAGACGUAGAUGCAUUGCACUUAGCCUUGGCUGCCCUGCCUGGAACAGAGACUCGCUCCUGUGAAUCAGAUGUGCACACUCAGUGCGAUAAUUCCCUUUCACUCUGGAAUCUGAUCUCAACGGUUGCUCCAGGGAGCUUCAACCCAGGAAAGAAGAGGAAAGAACGUACCAUGUCGAAGUUGAAGAGAUUUUGUCCUUAUUUGUUUUGUUUUUGUUUUGUUGUGUUUACUGGCUCUUUUUCAUUCUGUAUUCAUGAUAAGAUUUUUUAAAAUUGUCACAAUUGUAUUUUAAGUAGCUUAUCUCCAUUAAAUUAUAUUUAACUCAUAAUUUUUGCAGAAAAUAUGCUAUAUAUUAGGCAGAAAUAAAAGUUAGAGGUUUACUGA
Molecule: messenger RNA, 8944 nt
Organism: Equus caballus (horse)
Lineage: Eukaryota; Metazoa; Chordata; Mammalia; Perissodactyla; Equidae
Source: RefSeq, a predicted model, not a curated record